AUGGACGCCUUCGAGUACAACGCCAACCCUGGCCGCGUCGUCUUCGGCAGCGGCACCCUUCAGAAACUCCCCGACGAGAUCGCACGCCUGGACAAGAAGGCGCCCCUAAUCCUCUCGACUCCGCAGCAGGUCAGCCAUGCCGAGCGCGUGAAGGAGGUCCUGAAGGGCCAGGUUGCCGGGAUCUUCACAGAAGCGACUAUGCACACGCCCACGCAUGUCACAGACAAGGCGGUCGAAUACGCAAAGGCGCAGAAUGCCGACGUCGUUAUUUCGAUCGGCGGUGGGAGCACCAUUGGUCUGGGGAAGGCUAUCAGUAUCCGCACCGGGCUCUACCACGUCUGUAUUCCGACGACAUAUGCAGGUAGCGAGAUGACGCCUAUCUUGGGCGAGACGGCAGACGGGUUAAAGAAGACUCGCUCUGAUCCCAAGAUCCUCCCCGGUACUGUUAUCUACGACGUUGAUCUUACGAUGACACUGCCCGCUGCAAUGAGCGCAACGAGCGGUGUUAAUGCAAUUGCCCAUGCCGUUGAGGCACUCUACGCCCGCAACACCAACCCCGUAAUCAACCUUAUGGCUGUCGAAGGCACUCGCGCGCUGGCCUCAGCCCUACCCGAGAUUGUCGAGAACCCCUCCUCCCAAUCCGCUCGCUCGCUCGCCCUCUACGGCGCCUGGCUCUGCGGAACCUGCCUGGGCAGCGUGGGCAUGUCUAUCCACCACAAGCUCUGCCACACCCUUGGCGGUAGCUUCAACCUUCCGCAUGCGGAGACGCACACGGCCGUCUUGCCGCAUGCGAUAUCAUACAAUGCGCCGAAGAUCCCUGAGGCGAUGAAGAAGUUGGCUGAGGUGCUGCCUGAGAGCAACGGCGAUGCGAUCCAGGGCUUGAAUGUCUUGCUCACUAAGCUGAAGGUUAAGCGUGGUGUUAAGGCCUUUGGUAUGAAGGAGGAGGAUAUCGAUAAGGCGGCUGAUAUUGCUGUUGGCAAUCCUUAUUGGAACCCGAGGGAGAUCGAGCGCGAGCCCAUUCGGGAAUUGAUUCGACGAGUGUGGGCCGGAGAGCCAGCGAAAGCUGAUUUGUAGAGCUGGUUAUGCCUGUACAUAAGUUGAUAUAAACCCGUAAAUUUAGAAGUCUACAUAU
Molecule: messenger RNA, 1132 nt
Organism: Aspergillus nidulans FGSC A4
Lineage: Eukaryota; Fungi; Ascomycota; Eurotiomycetes; Eurotiales; Aspergillaceae
Product: alcohol dehydrogenase ADH4
Exons: 2
Coding region: 1-1074 (357 amino acids)
Biological process (GO): protein histidyl modification to diphthamide
Molecular function (GO): metal ion binding; maleylacetate reductase activity; 2-(3-amino-3-carboxypropyl)histidine synthase activity
Source: RefSeq, a predicted model, not a curated record